AUCCUUGUAUGUCUCCCUUUUUAAAUCUUUGACAUCAUCUAAAGAUAUCGCUAUAUACCCAUUUCUGCAAAUAAUACUCCAUUAUAAUUGCUACAAUGGUUCAGCCCGCUGGAAGCACCGUAGGCUAUAUUGAACAACAAUCAUUGCAGAAUGCUGUAGCAACUUCGCUGAGUUUGGGAAGGCUCGUGGUUGGAGGAUUCACUAUGCUUUUAGGGUACCGGGCUAUGCUGGUAAUAUACAACCUAUACUUUCACCCACUCAGCAAUUUCCCUGGACCGUUCCUAUAUAGGGCAAGCAAUGUCCCAUUCAUUUUGGACUUGAUCCGAGGCAUUACGCCCUACAGUAUCCAUGAGCUUCACCAAAAGUAUGGAAAGGUAGUUCGUGUCAGGCCAGAUGAACUCUCCUUCACUGACCCUCAAGCCUGGAAAGACAUCAUGGGCUCUCGCAAGAGAGCCUCGGGGAUUAAGUCAGAUAUGGAAAAAUACCGACUUUUCUACAGGGGUGUCACUGACGUCACCACACUCAUAAAUGCAAGCCAUGAAGAGCAUCGCCCGCUCAGAAAACAGUUAUCAUAUGGUUUCUCGGAUGCAGCGCUGAGUGCCCAGGAGUCGAUAAUUCUACCAUACUUCAAUAAGUUCAUACAUCGUCUGACAGAGGUCAGCGCAGACUCAGCAGGCAACCCCCAAAGUAUAGAGCUCAACCAGUGGCUCAACUUCCUUUUCUUUGAUGUCAUUGGCGACUUAGCCUUUGGUGAGCCUUUCGGCUGUCUCGAAAAAGGAAAAUACGACUCAUGGGUUGCACUGAAUGUGCAGACAAUCUUUAAUGUCAUGUACUUUCUGGCGAUCAAGUAUCUAGGGCUUGGUUUCAUCAUUCCCUUAUUUCGAGAGAAGCUGUUAAGAGCAAGGGAACUACAUAUGCAGAGGACAAGAGUGAAGUUGGAGAGACGACUGGCGAUGGGCAGUGAAAGACUUGACUUCGUGGAGAGAUUGGGCAAGAGAAUGGACGAAUGGGGAGGAAAUAUGGAUAGAUUGGUGAGCAUGACGAGUGGUCUUCUUACAGCUGGUACGGAGACGACAUCAACGACACUUUCCGGAACGAUAUUCCUCGUUCUUACGCAUCCUCAGGUGCAUAAGCGACUGAAGGAGGAGAUAAGAUCAACGUUCAAGAAGGCAGAGGACAUCAACUUUUCUUCAGUAUAUCGCCUCAAGUAUAUGAUCGCGGUCAUCAGUGAGGCAAUGCGGAUGUACCCGGCCGUUUCCCUCGGUCUACCCAGGGAAGUGCCUGACGGAGGCUGUACAAUUGCGGGGCACUUCGUACCCCAGCGAUCCGCUGUUGCAAUUCAUCACUAUGCAACGUACCGAUCACGGGAUAACUUCACAGACCCCGACGACUUCAAGCCAGAGAGGUGGUUAGAAGGAACUACUAAUGAGGCAGACCAACCUGGCUGUUUUAAGCCGUUCAAUUAUGGCCCUCGAGAUUGCAUUGGGCAAAAUCUUGCCAAUAUGGAGAUUAGAACGAUUCUUGCACGGCUAAUAUUCGAAUUCGAUCUCGAGCUAAUGCCCGAAAGCCGCAGAUGGAUGCAUCGUCAACGGGCAAUGCUGGCGUGGGCAAAAGGGCCACUGAUGAUACAAAUCACGCCCAUCCAACGACAGGUUUAAACCAUG
Molecule: messenger RNA, 1664 nt
Organism: Boeremia exigua
Lineage: Eukaryota; Fungi; Ascomycota; Dothideomycetes; Pleosporales; Didymellaceae
Product: cytochrome P450
Exons: 5
Coding region: 96-1658 (520 amino acids)
Molecular function (GO): iron ion binding; monooxygenase activity; heme binding
Source: RefSeq, a predicted model, not a curated record